Molecule: messenger RNA, 483 nt
Organism: Dendrobium catenatum
Lineage: Eukaryota; Viridiplantae; Streptophyta; Magnoliopsida; Asparagales; Orchidaceae
Exons: 1
Coding region: 62-325 (87 amino acids)
Source: RefSeq, a predicted model, not a curated record
UCUCUCCUUCUCUUCCUUCAACUCAGUAAAAUCGUGAGGAUAGAGAGAGAGAAUAGAAUAUAUGGCCGGACGCAAGAGGGAAUGGCUGAGGAAGAAAAUGAUGGGAAGAAAAGAGCAGAGGCAGUGGGCUGUUAAUGGAAACGUGGGCUCCCUCUCAUCGGCGUGGCGGCGGUGGAGGCAGAAUCGUCGGUCGCUGUUGUCGGAGCCCUUCAUUCAACGGGUGAUAUUCGACCGUUGUGUCUUCUAUCUGAUGUAUGCGGUGGAGGCCGUCGUCCUCAUUGCGUCUUUCUGCUACUUCUACCUCCGCUUCGGCUUCCGUCUUUAACGGUCAUCUUUCUCAUGAAUUUGAAUGUUAUAGCUUUCUGUGAAUGGAACAGGAAAGGACUUGGACUUGAUUUGGAAGAUCGAAACUGACUCUUUCAUUUCUUGCAUAUUAUGUAAAUUUUGAUUGUUUAUGGAACUAUAAUAAAAUUUAAUUUUUAU